ACCCAGAAACCUCCAGCUCUCACAUCCAAACUCCCUGCUCUCCACCGACAUGAAGGUCUCCGCAGCGCUCCUCUGCCUGCUGCUCACAGCCGCCGCCCUCACCACCCAGGUGCUCACCCAGCCAGAUGGGAUUAAUAUCUCAACCACCUGCUGCUAUAGAUUUACCACUAAGAAGAUCCCCAUCCAGAGGCUGAAGAGCUACAGAAGAAUCACCAGCAGCUAUUGUCCCCGGAAAGCUGUGAUCUUCAAGACCAAACUGGCUAAGGAGAUCUGUGCUGACCCCAACCAGAAGUGGGUCCAGGAUCACAUGAAGUACCUGGACAAGAAAACCCAAGCCCCAAAGCUGUGAACAGUCAUGCGCACAAUGAAGCCAAGCCAGUAUCCAGGAAACAAUUUAUAUUCCCUAUCCUUUCCAACAUACCUUCUGAGAUUAUUCUACUACAAUUCUAAGGAAUAUGAGAUUUGUGCAAUAAUGUGAACCACAGUUUUCUUAAGUAAUGUUUUAUGUCUUCUAAGUUGUUAAUAUUUUAAUUUAAUGUGCUCUGGAAUUGGAUGUGUUUUAAAUGUAAACCCUUGGAUAUAUCACAUCACUUUAGCCCCCUAAAAACUGAAGGAUGCUCUCUUUUCUACCUCACUAUAGUAUUGUGAAGAUCCUUGCAAGAAUCAAUGCAAAUAUACAUAUAUUUAAUUUUUAA
Molecule: messenger RNA, 695 nt
Organism: Nyctereutes procyonoides (raccoon dog)
Lineage: Eukaryota; Metazoa; Chordata; Mammalia; Carnivora; Canidae
Product: C-C motif chemokine 7-like
Exons: 3
Coding region: 50-349 (99 amino acids)
Biological process (GO): G protein-coupled receptor signaling pathway; positive regulation of GTPase activity; cellular response to tumor necrosis factor
Cellular component (GO): extracellular region
Molecular function (GO): CCR chemokine receptor binding; chemokine activity
Source: RefSeq, a predicted model, not a curated record